GGGUGGGUUGCUAAAAGAGACUUGAACUAAAGUAUGUAGUUUGUAGAAUAUUGUAGUCAUUAGUGUUUUAUUAAAAUGAAUACUUUAGGUCUCAGUGUGAUUUUUAAAAUGGGUUGUUUGUGUUCUAAAGAUGAUGUAGUUAUCGGCAAUUCUAAGUAUUAUAUUUUGGAAGAACUUGGACAAGGAGGAUUUAGCACAGUAUUGCUUGUAGAACAUGCAAGAACACGGAAAAGAUACGCUGUUAAAAAAAUUGUUUGUCAUGGCAGAGAUGACCAAAAGUGUGCACUGCAAGAAGUUGAAUACCAUAAAAUAUUAAACCAUCCUAACAUCAUUCCUUGUCUUGAAUACAAUGUUUCUGGAUGUCCUGAUCCUGUUUUGAACACAACCAGUCAAGUUUUGUUACUACUUCACUAUUAUUCGAGGGGUACUUUGGGUUAUUGUCUAGAUGCAAGGAGUAAAAACAAACAAUAUAUGGACCAAGGUGACAUAUUGAGAAUGUUUCUACAAAUAUGUGAUGGAGUAAAAGCAUUUCACGAUGCCCAACCUGUUCCUUUGGCCCAUAGGGAUCUAAAACCUGCCAAUAUUUUAUUGGAUGUUGAUAGCACACCUGUGAUAAUGGAUUUGGGAUCAGUUGCUCCAGCCGUUGUAAAGGUUUGUGGCAGCACGGAAGCGCAAAGACUACAGGAUCUAGCAUCUGAAAGAUGUUCUAUGCCAUAUCGAGCCCCAGAACUUUUUAAUGUUGAAAGCUAUUGUAUGAUUGAUCAGCGAACUGAUAUUUGGUCUCUAGGUUGCAUGUUAUAUGCGAUGUGUUACUUUAAAUCUCCCUAUGAUACAGUUUACGAGAGAGGAGAUUCUGUUGCUCUGGCUGUUAUUAGUGGAAGCAUAGAUUUUCCUACCAUCACUCCUUUUACUCAGGAGAUGCAUGAGUUAAUAGCAAUGAUGUUGAAAGUAUCUCCAAUGGAACGGCCUUAUAUAUACACAGUAAUUGAGAAGACUCAGGAGACCCUUCAGAAAUACAAAGGUGUUCUUUAAUGCAAUUAUCCAUUGUAAAUAUUGUUAAUCUAUUUUUGUUAUGGGAUUUUAAUGUUUAAAAAUGCAUUUUAAACUGUUAUGUAAAUAGUGUUACCAUGUUUUAUAAUAAAAAGGAUAUCCUGUAUAUAAAGGUAGAUGUAAAUUAGAAACAAAUUCUUACUAUAAAUUGAGAUUUAUUAUUUGUAAUAUUUAUGAAUUGUGAGCAUAUCUGUAUUUCUUAAUGAGCUUUCUAGUUAUUUAUUUUCAAAGUGGUAUAUAUGUGUAUUUUUAUGAAGUGUUUAUGACUUUUUAUGCAUUUUAAUAAUGCAGUAUCAUCCAUGGUAGGAAUUAAUUAAUUUUAAUUAAUCUAUUAAUUUUUUUUGUAAACUAAUAUUGAUUGACCUUCUGCCGCUAUUGUGUAGUAAUCUAUUUUAACCAUUGCAACGUUCAGGCUUUGUUGCUUCUUAUAUCACUUUUAUUUUUUAAAGAGUAAGUCAACUCAAAUGAUGGGGUCAUUUACAAAUUUAUUGUAGAACUUUCUCUUAGUGAUAAAUUAAUCAUUAUCUAAUAAAACGUUUCAAUUCAAGAAAAAUGUAAUUAAAAAAAAUGCUUCUAUUUUUAUAAAAAUCUGAUAAUGAUUAAUUCAUCAUUUUUAAAAAAGGAAAACAAAAUAUAUUGAAAACUAUUGAUGUAAUGCUUUGGUUAAUGUUCAUUGCAUAAAUUUUGUUCUGCGACAUGCUGAAAAUCAUUAAUUUUUAUGAGCAUCUUACAGGUAAUUAAGGACACCAAAAUAAAGAAGUUAUUCAUUUUUGAAAUAAGGAACUUGUGGUUAAUAUACAAAAAGAUGGCAUUUUAAAUAUUAUCCUCUCUAUUGCAUCGCAGAUGAAAAUGAGAUUGUUUAUUCUGUUGGUCAAAAGAAGUAGUUUUCUGUUUUAUAAAUUUAAAAAAUUAAAUUGAAGGGUUCAAAUAAAAAUCUAAAAGAAAGAAAAUAUUGAUGGAAUCAGAAGAUAAUUAAAUUUGUGGAUGAAAUAUUUGAAAACACGAUGAAAUAAAACUGUGCCAAUAUGAACACUUCGUAAAAUGGGUAAUGUAUUAGACAAAUUUAUAAAAAAAGAAAUAAUAUAAGUGCCUGACGAAAUGACAUUUAAAAAAUCAAAAGAUGACAUAAAGCAUAUUUAUUUAUGUUGAACUUCUUCCAUGCAUAUUCAAAUUCAAAAUAAUUUUUUUAUGCGUAUGUUUACAAAUUAAAAAAUGAUUGACA
Molecule: messenger RNA, 2272 nt
Organism: Nezara viridula (southern green stink bug)
Lineage: Eukaryota; Metazoa; Arthropoda; Insecta; Hemiptera; Pentatomidae
Source: the annotation of a GenBank genome assembly